GUUUCCUCCGAUCACAUGUCGCGUGCACACCCGGGAGGAGGCGCCACAGAGAAGCUUUGCGGGAAGUGCUCUUCUCUCCUAAGUGGCACGGAAGAAGGGAAGAGGCAUACGGCUGCAGCGAUGGUGAUCAAGCUGUACUAUACAACCGUCACCGCAUCCAGAGAGGUUAAAUCACAGCAAGCCAGGGUGAUAUGUAUCCUUGACAGUAAAGGUGUAAAGUAUGAGCUCGUCGAUAUCUCUCAAGAUAAUGCUCUGCUAGAAGAAAUGCGAACCUUAUCUGGAAAUCCUAACGCCAUGCCACCACAGCUGUUCAAUGGAACCAGUUACUGUGGGGAUCAUAUGUUGCUUGAGGAUGCUGUUGAAGACAAUGCUGUUGAGAAGUUCUUAAAGCUGACUUAAAUCAAGUUAAUUUAGAAAGCUUACUGUGCUGCAGCCACAUGCUCCUGUGUCUUAACCUUGGCAGUGUUCUUGCUUUUCCAUCUCUGUGCUGAAUGCCAAAAUGAGCACAUAAAAUAAAAAAGUACUUUGCUAGGACAUGAGAAGUACUUGGUAAUACUCAUAAACUUGUAUCAUUCCUUAUGUAACACAAAACAUUAUUAUCAACUUUUUCUUAAAUAAAAAAAGGGAUUAAUUAAGUACAGAAGGCAUUAACUGAAAGUAGCUGUAUGUGAUGCUAGAAAUGUUUUGCCAGUGAUAAUGGGAAAUAAAAAUAAAGAGGUGUAAAUGGAUGAAAUAUGUAAAAAAUUGGAUAUAUUUUGUAAACUUCCUUUGCUUUUGAUGUUGCAGAUGUGCCUGGUAAGAGAAAACAUAGCAGGCAUUCAGGUACAAGACUAAGUGUUAGUUAAAUCCACACCUGUUUCAAACAUUUGUAGGAAUUACAAAAAUAAAAGGUCACACCAAAGAAGAGUACAUAUCCCUUAGUGGCUUACAGGUAGAACUUAAAGUUGAAUUUGCAAAUACAAAACAAAGUAAUCAUGUUAUAAUAGCUAAUGUGAUUUAACUAUGUGUGUAUUCAUAUAAAAUGUAGAAAUUUAUAUUAACAGAAGAAAAAAUUCUAAAUUCAGGACUGUACAAUGAUAGUCUUAAUAUACAGUUGCACUCCUUCCAAAUGGACCCCAUUGUGUCCGAUGUGCACUUGUUCACUAUUCUAUAAUAAAAAUGUCUGCAGUUUGAAUGUGAUUACUUUCUCGGCAUUGGAUGAUGGGCAGAGUUUCUUGUUUGCUGCUUUACAGCACUCUUGACCUUAUGUUAAUGUAGUAUUUAAUGGUCCUAUCUAUCAAAAUCUAUUGAUCUAGGCAAGAAUUGAAUUUUUGAAAGGAUAAAAUGUCUUAAGACUGCUGUCUAAACAUCAGUAUAUCUGAAUUUAGAAAAAAACAUUAACUGCAGUAUCUGAACUGCAACAUGAGAAGCCUGCUCAUGUGAAAUGUCAGCAGGAAGUGGAUUUUCUUCACAAUGCUUUUUUUUCUUUUCUUUUCUAGUAGCCCCACUUUUCAGAAGUUCUGUUGAUUAAAUGAUUGGUUUUCCAAUUCACUUUUUUUGCUUUAAAAAAAAAAAAAUCCAAAGUACCAAAGUAAUAUGUUUGACUAGUGAAAUUAAUCCGCACUCUAUGGCUUCAGCUUUUUUGAACCAGUUCUUUAGUGCCAAUGUAUCCUUUUAAUUGUAUCUCUGUAUGUCAAUUAACAUCUUUUUUUAUGUAGACUCUGGUCUACAAAUUUCAGAAGCACAACAUAGAUUAUGAUUAUGGCAUGCUAUCUGGGUAGCAAUAGCUGAAGAUUGUUAUUUCUUUUCAGAAAUGGCUUGUCAUGCAGUUUGAAUUAUAAUUAUACCCUGACAGUAAAUCUGGAAAGUGUUGAUUUAAUUUUCCUCUUUCCUAAAUUUUGGCAAAUACCUCAUCUCAACUUUCUCAUUCAGCAUUCCUGCUAGAAGUAAACCUGUACUUAUUAUUAACAGGAUAUUAAUAAAUGAAAUCUUCUUUUUUUAAGUGUACUUUUAAGUCUUAAUGUUCUUCAGUUUUCCCCCUAAUGAUCUUGUGGUAUCAUGUUACUACUGCUUCACAUGUUUUCUAUAACUGCUGUAUGCAGAAAAGUUGCUUUCUAUGAUGACAUUAAUAAAUAAAUUUUCACAAUUUGUUUUC
This is a messenger RNA of Erpetoichthys calabaricus (reedfish), 2134 nucleotides long. RefSeq names its product SH3 domain binding glutamate-rich protein like 3 (gene sh3bgrl3). Lineage: Eukaryota; Metazoa; Chordata; Cladistia; Polypteriformes; Polypteridae. The coding region runs from base 16 to 399 and encodes 127 amino acids. The record is from RefSeq and is a predicted model, not a curated record. Gene Ontology annotation, cellular component: cytoplasm. The transcript has 3 exons.